Panicum hallii is the source of this 1068-nucleotide messenger RNA. RefSeq lists its product as uncharacterized. The transcript has a single exon. The record is from RefSeq and is a predicted model, not a curated record. NCBI's taxonomy places the organism in Eukaryota, Viridiplantae, Streptophyta, Magnoliopsida, Poales, Poaceae. Bases 219 to 962 code for a protein of 247 amino acids.
GCGCCGCGUGACCCCUCCCUCCCCACGGCUCCUCGUAUAAGAGGCCCGCGCCCCUGCCGCCGUUCCCAACACCGAGCAGCUAGCCAAGGCAACAACGUAUCCGAAUCCGACCCACCUGUCCACCACCUGCGAGCUCUAGAGGCCAGGCCAUUGCAGAUUGCACUCUCCCCUCCCUUCGUCUUGCGCGCGGGCAACCUUCGUUCCGGGCUGGUUCAUCGAUGGACGGCGGCGGGGACGCGUUCGCGGUGGCGGCUAACCCUUGGUCGCUGGUCCGCGGCUACUUCUCCCCGGCGACGCUCUUCCUCCUGCUCAACAUGGUCAUCGGCACCAUCGCGCUCACCUCCCGCUCCCGCCGCCGCCACCUCGACGAAGACCAUGACCAUCACUACCAAUACCAGCAGCAGCACUGCGGCGAUCGGCACCAGUACGCUCCGGCGCCGCCUCCGGCGCCGCUCGCGCGCACGUCUUCGGUCAUGGAGCGCCUGCGCUCCCUGGGCCUCUACCGCUUCCGCUCCGGCGACUUCCCGCCCGAGUACAACCACCACCUCCCCGCGGGGGCAGACGACGACAGCACCAGCGGCGGCGCGCGGGAGGCGCAGGCCCAGUACGCCAGGAGCCGGUCCGAGCCGGCCGCGAGGCCGCCGCCGCCACGGGUUCGCAGGGCUACUGAUAAGAACGAGGAGGCCGCCGAGGCGGUGGUCGGGGCGGCGAAGACGACGAAGUCGAGCUCGGAGGUGAAGAAGCUGGAGCGCGCACCGGCGCAGGCGCAGGUGCGCCGCGCGCCGAGGGCCCCGGCACGGCGCGCCCAGCUGGCGGUGAGGGAGGAAGAGGAGGAUGACAACGCGGCGGUGAGCGUGGACGCGCGGGCCGACGACUUCAUCAACAAGUUCCGGCAGCAGCUGCAGCUGCAGCGGCUCAACUCGCUGCUCAACUACAAGGAGAUGCUCAACCGCGGCUUGUAGGCCGUGCAGCUACGAGCUAGUGUUCAUUUGCUGUCGAGUGUGCGUGGUGUAAUGGAGUAACACAGUAUACAUACUAGUGGAAUGUACGGCCGAUUUUUUUUUUUUU